AAGCUCAUUACUAUAUUAAUUGUUUUAGCAGCUAUAACUAAGAGAGCUCAGAUUCCUUUCUCUUCAUGACUUCCUGCUGCUAUAGCAUCUCCUACUCCUGUUUCUGCUUUAGUUCAUUCUUUUACUCUUGUUACUGCUGGUGUUUAUUUAUUAAUUCGUUUUAGACCAAUAUUGGAUACUUAUAAUUGUGGUUGAUUUUUACUUUUAAUUGGUUGUAUAACUAUAUUUAUGGCUGGAUUGGGCGCUAAUUUUGAGUUUGAUUUAAAGAAGAUUAUUGCUCUUUCUACUUUAAGACAACUUGGUUUAAUAAUAAGAAUUUUGGCUAUAGGUUAUCCAAAGCUUGCAUUUUUUCAUUUAUUGGCUCAUGCUUUAUUUAAGGCAUUAUUAUUUAUAUGUGCAGGUUCAAUAAUUCAUAAUUUGAAGGAUUCUCAGGAUAUUCGUUUUAUAGGUUAUCCAAAGCUUGCAUUUUUUCAUUUAUUGGCUCAUGCUUUAUUUAAGGCAUUAUUAUUUAUAUGUGCAGGUUCAAUAAUUCAUAAUUUGAAGGAUUCUCAGGAUAUUCGUUUUAUAGGAUCAAUUGUUAAUUUCAUACCUUUAACUUCAGUUUGUUUUAAUGUUUCUAGUUUAUCUUUGUGUGGAAUACCUUUUUUAGCGGGAUUUUAUUCAAAGGAUUUAAUUCUUGAGAUGGUUUGUUUAAGAUGAAUUAAUUGUUUAAUUUUUUUCUUUAUUUUUUUUUCUACUGGUUUAACUGCUUCUUAUUCUUUUCGUUUGUUUUAUUAUUCAAUAUCUGGUGAUAAUAAUUUUUAUUCUAGAUUUUCUUUUGAUGAUAAGGGUUAUUAUAUUUCAUUUGGAAUAAUUGGUCUAUUGUUUGUUGCUGUUUUUGGUGGUAGUCUUUUAUCUUGAUUAAUUUUUCCUAUUCCUCAUGUGAUUGCUUUACCUUAUUAUUUAAAGUUUUUAACUAUUACAGUUGUUAUUUUAGGUGCUUAUUUAGGUUAUCUUAUUUCUAAUUUUGAUUUUUCUCAUACUUUAUUUUCUUUAAGUAUACUUUCUUUUGUUAGAUUUGCUGGUUCUAUAUGAUUUAUACCUUUUCUUUCAACUAAGUUUAUUAGAUAUAUUCCUUUAAAAAUAGGUUAUUAUUCAUCUAAGUCAUUUGAUUAUGGUUGAGGUGAAUUACUUGGUGGUCAAGGUUUAUAUAGAUUAUUUAUUUAUUUAAUUGGUUAUAUUCAAGGUUGAUAUGAUUCUAAUUUCAAGAUUUAUCUUUUAACUUUUAUUUUUUGAAUAUUUAUUUUGGUAAUAUUGUUUUUCGUUUA
Schistocerca gregaria is the source of this 1307-nucleotide messenger RNA. Its product is annotated as NADH-ubiquinone oxidoreductase chain 5-like. The transcript is spliced from 2 exons. The record is from RefSeq and is a predicted model, not a curated record. Gene Ontology annotation, molecular function: NADH dehydrogenase (ubiquinone) activity. Gene Ontology annotation, biological process: ATP synthesis coupled electron transport; electron transport coupled proton transport. Lineage: Eukaryota; Metazoa; Arthropoda; Insecta; Orthoptera; Acrididae. The coding region runs from base 229 to 699 and encodes 156 amino acids.